Molecule: messenger RNA, 1577 nt
Organism: Diabrotica balteata
Lineage: Eukaryota; Metazoa; Arthropoda; Insecta; Coleoptera; Chrysomelidae
Source: the annotation of a GenBank genome assembly
UUUGGAGAAGUUUGAAGACAAAAUGUGUAAAGUGAUUUAUUGCUUAGUUUUAUUCAAUUAUUUAGGAUUUUCUGAUGCCAAAAAUAAUGGAACUUUUCCAUCUAACUUUUUAUUUGGAGUAGCAACUUCUUCUUUCCAAAUCGAAGGGGCAUGGAACGAAGAUGGUAAAGGAGAAAGUAUGUGGGAUGAAUUUACACAUCGAGUGCCAUCCCCGAUAAAGAAUAACGACACAGCGGAUAUAGCUUGUGAUUCCUACCAUAAAUAUAAAGAAGACGUUAAACUGGUAGCGGAUCUUGGCGCCGAUUUUUAUAGGUUUUCAAUAUCCUGGCCAAGGAUUCUCCCUACUGGCUAUACCGACAAUAUCAAUCAGAAAGGUAUCCAGUAUUACCAGAAUUUAGUCAAAGAAAUUCUGAAAUACAAUAUGAUACCAAUAGCUACAUUAUAUCACUGGGAACUUCCGCAAACGCUUGUUGCUUCUAAUUUAGACUGGGUCAAUCCUGAUGUUAUUGACAUUUUUGUGAACUACACACGCGUUGUAAUUCAGAAUCUUCCUGAUGUAGGCCUCUGGAUAACCGUAAACGAACCAAAACAGAUCUGUCAUCAUGGCUAUGGUGAGGGUAAGUUUGCUCCAGGAAGAAAUAAUAGCGGUGUGGACGACUAUCAAUGUGACUAUGUUGUACUUAAAGCUCAUGCGGCGGCUUACCAUAUGUAUAAGGAGGAGUUUCCGCACUAUCAAGCUAAAAUGUCAUUAACCAUAGACUGUGAAUGGUAUGAACCAUUAACGAAUUCCAAGGAAGAUAUUAAUGCAGCUAGAAGAAAUAUUGAUUUUGAAUGUGGUUUGUACUCUUAUCCAAUAUACCAUGGUGAUUGGCCUCCAAGCGUGAAAGAACGCGUCAAAUUAAGAAGUGAGCUUGAAGGAUAUAACCGAAGUCGAUUACCAGAAUUUACUCCAGAAGAGAUUAAUUACAUAAAAGGAACUUCUGAUUUGUAUUUGCUGAAUGUUUAUGUUGCGUAUUUAGCUAAAGAUGUACCCGAAGCUCCCAGUAAUAUUACUAGUUUCCGAUCUGAUAUUAAAGCGGAACUCAUUCAAUUUCCAGGAACUAGUGUCGGAGUUAAUGGAUUUCCCAUCGUACCGUGGAGUGUAGAAAAUGUGUUAAAAUUUAUUAAGGACGAAUACAAGGAUCCUGAUAUACUCAUUACAGAAGUAGGCACUUCUGAAGACGGAUCUUCUUUAGAAGAUGAUAUGAGAAUAGACUUUUAUGAAGAAGCAUUUAAUGCAGUCCUCGAAGCUAUGUACAACUACGACGUAAAAGUACUAGGGGUAACAGUAUGGAGUUUAUUGGAUAAUUUAGAAUGGACUGAUGGAUAUGCAGCUCAUUUUGGCCUCUACCAUGUAAACUUUACCCAUCCAAAUCGUACAAGAACUCCAAAAAAAUCAGCACACUAUUAUACACAGGUGAUAAAAACGAAACGUCUAUUAAGAGCUGACAAUGGUUCAAAUUCUAAUAAAAUUUCAGGAUUUAUGGCGACAGUAUUAUUAUUUACAAUUCUGUGGAACAAUUUAUGUAAUUAAUAUU